AUGUACAUAAAUCCUAGUCAAUAUUCCAAAGCAUUUCUGGAAAUAAAACGAUCAUCAUUAUCCCAUUCCACUUGCAAAUUGGUGUUAUUUGUUUCAUGUUUAGAUAUUGAUUCAUUAUGUGCAGCAAAGAUUCUCAGUUUAUUAUUGAGAAAAGAGUUAAUCCAGUAUCAAUUGAUUCCUGUUGUCGGGUAUACUGAUUUAAAACAGCAUUUUGGUAAGUUGGACGAUGAUGUGACGAACAUUAUUUUAGUAGGAUGUGGUGCUAUGUUGGAUUUAGAAGGAUUUUUUGAGUUGAAUCCCGAAGAUUAUCUUUUGGGUGAACAGCCAAAGGGAUUUGAAACUGAUUUGAGGCUAGAUAUGUCGAAGGAAAAGAAUAUUCAAAUGAGAAGGAAAAUAUAUGUUAUUGAUGGACAUAGGCCAUGGAAUUUGGAUAAUAUAUUUGGAUCUGCGAUGGUUGUAUGUUUAGAUGAUGGAUACAUAGAUGCAUCAUUAGAUGCGGAAAAAGGUGCAUACAAGACAUUGGUGGAGCAAUUCAAUGAAGAUGAAGAUGAAGAGUCAGAUUCGGAAUCCAGUGAAGACGAUAGCGACAUGAGCGACAAAGAAACCGACGCCGACGAGGAGUCUGAUAGCGAGUUGGUGAUUCAUUCUCAAGAUUCAGAAGAAACUGUAUCGAGGAAACGUAAGCUACAAGAACUGAAAACGAAUAAAAUAAAGAAACAAAGGCGAAAAAUCAAGACCCAGAAUGAAGAUAAAAUUCAAGAAUACUAUAAUCAAGGUACAACGAUAAUUACUUCAAAUUCCAUCACAAUUUAUGGGCUAUUGACAGCGAUUGGUGAAACUAGUAUUGACAAUUUAUGGCUUGCAAUUAUAGGUACUUCCGCAUUGGAUAAUCAAUUUCCCGAAGUUUAUGAUAAAUUACAGCCGUUGUUGAAAGACGAAGUUCAUAGAUUGAGUCCUUCAACUCAAGAGGUUGGUCACAACAAAACAGCAGACUCUUCAGCCCUCAGCAUAGAACGAGAUUAUCAUUUGUUUUUACUACGACAUUGGACUUUAUAUGAUUCGUUUUUUUAUUCGAGUCAUGUAAACUCUAAAUUAAAUCUUUGGACCGAAGAUGGGAAAAAGAAAUUGCAUAAAUUAUUUGCCAAGAUGGGGGUAUCACUAGCAGCAGCUCAACAAAAAUGGUUAUACAUGGACGUCAGAAUCAAGAAACAAUUACCUCUGAUUUUUAACCAUUAUCUUCCAAUGUAUGGCCUUGAAGGGAUAGUUCGUGAAGGCUUUAUUCGAACUUUUGGAUAUACAGGCCAGCUAUCAGCAAUGGAAUCCGUUGAAGCUUUAACUGCAUUACUUGAGCUUGGCAAAUCCGUAUUGAAUACAGGGGAUAGCUAUAAUAAUGACAAUGAUGACGAUUUGGAAGAUGAGGAACAAAGAAUAGCUAGAAAGUUAGAAAGAAAAGAAAAGGCGUGGGUUAAUAAUUUCUGGUCUUCUUGGGACGCAUUAAACUUGAAAUCAACUCAAUAUUCAAAUAGCAACACAAAGUCCACAUUUAAGAAAGCCAAGGGGUUUGAAUUAUUGUGUCAAGGUUUGGAGCAUGCCAAACAAAUCCAACAAAUAAUAUUCCGUACAGGUAUGUCAUUACUUGAAAGAAAAAUGAUCCGGAACUUGAAGUUAUACAGAUUAUGCGUAUUGAAUGAUGGUUCCAUUCCGGACUUGGCUAUCUUUAAUAAUCCAUUGAUGUUAACAAAGUUGGGUGGUUGGCUAAUGGAGAAUAUAACUGAGCUUGACUUCAUGAAUGGAAUUCAAUCACUUAAACCAUUGGUAGUCGCAAGUUUGGAUGUCGCAAGCGACACAUAUCUAGUCAUUGGGCUUGCUCCUAAGUAUCCGAGGGGUAUGGAUAAUGCGACCCGAGCCAGAUUAGCACAAGAACAAAACACUCAACUGCUGGGUGAAACAUUCACUGCUAGAUUAAACACAUUUAGUGUCGCUUUUCAACAAUUAUCAAAUACUUCUGGAGCAAAGGUGAGAAUCGAUAGCUUUGAUAGUUCCGUUAUUGAAAUUAGAAAGGAUGAUUUGCUGCCUUUCUUGGAGCGUCUCACCUUAAGUGGAUUGAUAUAA
Messenger RNA from Hemisphaericaspora subhashii, 2112 nucleotides. It is a transcript of the gene CDC45, whose product is annotated as DNA replication initiation factor. The record is from RefSeq and is a predicted model, not a curated record. Gene Ontology annotation, biological process: mitotic DNA replication preinitiation complex assembly; double-strand break repair via break-induced replication; DNA replication initiation. The transcript has a single exon. Gene Ontology annotation, molecular function: single-stranded DNA binding; chromatin binding; DNA replication origin binding. NCBI's taxonomy places the organism in Eukaryota, Fungi, Ascomycota, Pichiomycetes, Serinales, Debaryomycetaceae. Bases 1 to 2112 code for a protein of 703 amino acids. Gene Ontology annotation, cellular component: DNA replication preinitiation complex.